Hydra vulgaris (swiftwater hydra) is the source of this 1062-nucleotide messenger RNA. NCBI's taxonomy places the organism in Eukaryota, Metazoa, Cnidaria, Hydrozoa, Anthoathecata, Hydridae. The record is from RefSeq and is a predicted model, not a curated record.
UAUCUGUAUUAUUAAUUCUACUAAAUAUUUAGAAAAUAGAAUAUACAAAUAAUAUAUAUAACAAUUAAUAUAUAAUAUAACUAAUAUAAUGCCCAAGUCAAAGAACUGUCGUUUCCAAACAGAAUGGCUUUACAAUAAAAAGUAUUCUUCUUGGGUAAAAUUAUGUUUUUCAAAGAAAGCAAGAUGUAAUUGGUGUCAAAAAAUAUUAAUAUUUCUAACAUGGGAGUAUCUGCAUUAAAUUCUCGUUGGUAAAAAGCAUAAAGAGCAUGCAAGAACACAUAAUGCAGCUGAUAUGUUCUUUACUGAUUUUACUACAGAAAUAUCUGGCAAUAACUGCUUUUGUUAACUUACAAGAACAUUUUCCUAAUUCAAAAAAUGUUUUAAAUGACAAACUGGCACAACCUACUAUAGAGGAUCUUCAAUCUCCAGCCCUGGUUACUAAGGCUGAAAUAAUAAGGAACUUGAAUGUUGUAAUGUCACAUUUUUCGUUAAGAUUGUGCUUAAAUUUAAAUGAAAUGUUUAAAUCUAUUUUCUCUGAUAGUACAAUAGCAUCAAAGUUUGCAUUAAGCAAAACAAAAUGUGGCUACCUCAUAAAUUUUGGUUUAGCACCAUACUAUCGAGAGCAACUUAUAUCUGCAAUCAGAGCAUCACUCAUCUUUGUUUUGUCAUAUGAUGAGAGUAUGAAUGUAAUCUUUAAAAAUGAACAAAUGGACUGUGGAGUUAGAUACUGGGGUUCAAAUUCUGGUGUUGUAAAAGCUAGAUAUAUUGAUUCUUAGUUUCUCAGACGCCCUAAUUCACAGAAUUUAUUUGACAAACUCAUUGAAGCAACAAAGAUCUUGGAAAACUAGCUUAAGUAUCAAUGGAUGGUCCUAAUGUUAAUCGGGAGGUUCUAAAAAUGUUAGAUAAACAUAGACAGGAAAAAUGAUAUUAUGGUAUAGUUAAUAUGGGCAGUUGCAGUUUGCACAUUGAUCAUGGUGCUCUACAGACAGCAAUAAAUUCCCAAAAGUGGGAGUUAGAAAAAAAAAUUUGUGCAAUGUAUAAUCUUUUCAAAGAGUCACCAGC